CUUCUACACGGAUGCGACAAGGUUUAUCAAGAUGCCUUGCUUAUAAGGUUGUUCUGAAACAAAUUCUGUCUUGAAGAAGAGCCAUGCCAUUGACUGCGACAGAAAAAAGUCAGUAAAAGUUGUGUUGGAAGUUAGUAAGGACUGGAGUCGCGUUACAAUUCAAGCUUCUCCAAGUCGUUUUCUUCUUGUAAAGGACUCUUUUUGGCAUUCACACUUUUUCGUAAUACCUCUAUUUACCUUUUUCUAAAAGUUAUUCGAGAGUGUUUAGGUUUUGAAAUAGUUUCGGACUAGUAAAAUAAAAUGACUCGAGAAAAUAUAACUCCAAAGAAAAUCCAACCACUCCUACCGUGGCAUAGCUGUAGGUUACUGAGGACCUCUAUGUAUCAACAGAAUGCCUCUGUUACUAUUCAAAAGAGACCUAAAAGUGGGACCACUAUAAGUUUCGUACUUGGAAGAAUGGCCAGUCUUUUGGUCUACUGAACCUUCCAAAAGUGGAAAAAUGCCCAAUUCCAGAAAAAGCAAUUGCUUCAGAUAAACAAAAUCAGUCGUUCAUGAAAUUUCAUAUCUUACUGAAGCUAAGCAUUGUUUUUUACUUCUUCUUUACUUACGAUAAAGUUGAGGCAAGAUUUGAAUUUUUAGAACAAAUACCAAAUGGACAUAGACUGUAUUCUUUGAACUUGAGCAACUGUCAGGUUGGUCGUUAUUGUCGCUAAACGUUUUCGAGACUUACUUUCGUACCAGGCCAUCGGCCACAUGAGAGAAAACCUUGAAGACCCUAGUUCGUGGUGUGAACCAGGGAACGGUUUGAAUCAGUUUGGUCGUGACUUUUUGGAAGCCGGACUACGUUGGACAAGAACACUUUGUGAGAAGGACUCAGACGGGGAUGGCUUAUCCAACGGUGUUGAAUUGGGGGAUCCUUGUUGUAUAUGGGCUCCUGGGGAGACACCCUUUCGGUUGGAACCCUUAAGCCUCCCUAACGACCCAAACUCGCUUGUUCCUAUUCAGUAUGAUGUCGUGGACUGCCGAACGGACAUUAUUAUGGGUCCGGAGCCUACAGCAAAUACAGGAGAUUCAAUUUUAGGCCCGGUGCAGUCUGCAGAAAGUAUCAUAAACUCACCUUCCCCUACAGCUACUGCAAAUCUUCCUACACCUUCUACUGCAGUUAUCGAACCACAAAGCAGUGAAGAAGAGAAAAUAGACGAAAAUGUUUUAGAAACUACUCCGGCUACUUCUACUUUUUAUCUCAUCAAGACUCAUGCCAGUCUAGGAUAUGCAGGUUUCAUGUUAUUGCUUCCAUUGGGAUUUCUAUCAUCACGAUAUUUGCAACCUGUUAUCGGGGAAACAUGGUGGCUUUAUGCUUCUCUUCUUUUCCAAGUUGGUGGCUUUAGCUGUGCUUUGAGUGGUAUAAUUGUGCUGGCAAAGCAUACAAAUGAUAUACAAGGAAGCUCUGUAGCUAUGGCUCAUAAUAUUAUUGGAUUAAUUUCCGUAUGUUUGGUUUUUCUUCAGUUAGUUAAUAGUCUGUUUCAACUUUGGAAAUGGAAAAACAGCCGUGGUUGGAUAUUCGGCUCUUUAAGUCCUGUUAUUGCUAUAAUUGUGAUAUUCUUGGGCGCAACAGACUCCUUUUUAGGUAUCAAGAUAUUGCAAAAUGUGCAAAACUUCGUUCAAAGCAUUCAGAGAACCCAAUUUAUUUUUCUUAUUUGGAUCACAACACAAAUUGUUCUUUUGCCAUUAGCCGAACUUUGUAUUGUCCUAUGGAAAAUAUCCGGUGGCGAUAAACUACGAGAGGCAGACAGUGAAGACAUGAAUGGAAAUAAGGGGCUCUACAGAAUAGCUGGAAAGGAGUACUAUCCUCUAUUAAGGAAUGAAAAUGAUACUCCUGCCUUGCAUGUUCUUGAAAAUGACAGUGAUGAUGAAGAAUAUUCUACUGCUUCGAGAUCAAUGCAAAGUAAUGCUUCCAAAGAAGAGUCAAAUAGGAAUGGUAAUCAUGAUUCUCUCAAAACAAAUGCAGGAAAUUCGGAUUUGCAGUCAAGUGAGACUAGGGACUUCAGAAUGAGUCAACUAGAAUCUCUAUGGCUGUGGUUGAGGCGACUUCCAUGGAUUGUCGGAAUAGUUGCCGCACUGUGCACUGUUAUUUUUGGUUCCAUUGAAAUCCACGUCAUGUCACAUAUAGACUGAAUGGUCUUUUACCAAAUUUUCUUAUCUUCCAUACAAAGAACCUUGUUCUAAAAUGUUGUGAGGCAGUCUUGAAAUGGUUAGUAGCCUUUGACGGCAAAGUUUCCGUAAAUAUCACUGACUGGAAGGUUUCGUAAUAAAAAUUGUACAUCUGAA
This is a messenger RNA of Galdieria sulphuraria, 2328 nucleotides long. RefSeq names its product temptin. Bases 754 to 2175 code for a protein of 473 amino acids. The record is from RefSeq and is a predicted model, not a curated record. Lineage: Eukaryota; Rhodophyta; Bangiophyceae; Galdieriales; Galdieriaceae. The transcript has a single exon.